CGGCGAAGGACACCCAUGACGAGGGACGAGAUGGCCAAGAGGGUGGAGAGGUCCUCAUCACUCACCUCUGAGGAUAGGAGAGUGUUAGGUGUUCCCUCAGUACCUCUAAGGUCUCUGGCGACGAGUGUCUUGAGGGUGGACACGUGGAGCUGCAUGAGGACGUGGUGGGUGGAGGGAAGCGUCUCCUCGAGCUGUCUGCUGAGGGAGGUGAGGCCGGCGGCGUCAUUCGACUUGAGGCCCUUCAGCUUGGCUCCGAUCUUGGCCCCCACCGCCGCCACCUGCAGGAGGGAGGUCCCCAGCACCCGCCAUUCACACACACGCCUGUGGGCGGGCAGGGGCAUGAGCAGACGGGCUGCCGGUGCAUCCCGUGCCCCACCCACCACCAUGGAGGAGCCCCAGGUUGCUGUGGCUGCCCACCCUGGCCCGUCCCCCCAUUCAUCACAGAGCCCCGAGAGUGACAUGAGUCCCCGAGCCAAGAGGAGUCUGAGUCCCAGCCCGGCACCUGACAGCCAGUCCAGCAGUCUGGCAUACUCAGGGGACAAUGAGGAGGAAUACUUGCGGGCCACCUGGCAGAGGCUGGGUGUGGGCCAUGACGGUUACUUGUCCCUGGAGGAGCUGGCAACCGUCUGCCACGCCAUUGGUAUGGAGAAGGUCGCUAAUGAAGUGUUGGAGCAGCUGUUUAGUCGCCUGGAUGUGGAUGGUGACGGCAGGAUCAGCUUUGAGGAGUUUGUGCACAUGUUCCAGAAUGGUGGACCCAGCGGCAACACCUCCCUGGUCCUGGAUGACUCUCUGCCCCCGGAUGUCCCCGGGAGCACACUAAGCUGCAUGAGUUCGGCCAGUGAGGAGCGCCGGGGCAUGGUGAUGUCGGAGUCCAGUGUGUUCUCCUCCCUCGACCCGGACAGCACUGGGUAUGCUCGGGUGGAGGCGCUGCUGGAGGCGUGGGAAGGUCUCAACAUCUCCAACGGGCCGAGUCUGUUGCGAGAGUUGGCCCUGCCCCACCGCCCUCACGAGAGCCUGUGCCUGCGAGACCUGGCCGCCGCGCUGGAGUCUGAGUGCCAGCUGUCCGAAGAGGAGGGCACCGGGGGGAGGGUGACGCUCCUGCAGAUGGCGCUGCUUACGUACCUGCAUGAGAUUAAGUUCCUCAGGUUGAGUGUGGAGGCAGCUCGAGGAGAGAGGGACAAGCUCAAACAAGAUCUUGGGGAGGCAAACCAGCGUGUGGCUCUCUUGGCGCAGGACCUGGAUGACCACAAUGCACGGAUGGAGGCAGCCUCUCACCUCCAGCUGCAGGAGCUGGAGCGACAGUACAAAGAGCAGGUGAGGGAGCUGCAGGAGGCUGUGGUUGGAGAGCGCGAGGCAGCGAGGGAGCAGGUGUCAGCGGCAGCCAAGGAGCUUCAUGCACACAACUCACACCUGCAGGAGGAGGACUCAAGACUCAAAGCUGCCCUCGCUGCCCUCACUGCGGACAUGAAACGGCUGGAGGCAGAGAACCUGGAGCUGAGUGGAAAGCUGCAGGAGGCUGAGCGGCAGCUGUUGCAGAUGGAGAGACAAGUAGCAGAUCUGCACAUCCUCAAGACAAAGAUAGCGGAGUAUGAGUCGGAGGGUCCCCGGGAGGAACAGUACCGGCGCGUGGUGGAGCAGCUGCAGCGGGUGGUGGCUGAGAACCAGCAGCUGAGGGAUAGUAAUGAUGAGCUACUUUCCCAGCUGGACUCACUGCCCCUUCGCCUGCCCUCCGCCCGUGCCAGUGACAAGGAGAACAGCCUGGACGGGUCUUGCCUGGGGGAUUACAUGGACCCUCCUGUGGGGCUGCCGGCACCCGUCAAGCGGCGCGGCUCAAGUAGCAAUGGGUCAGGGGAGGACAGCUGUGAGGAGGAGAGCCCGCGGUGCAGCAAAGUGAGGCGGUGCAGCAAGGGACCAAAUGUGCACUAUGUUGAUGUCGGAUCGUAUGAUGAGUCCUUCUUCGACACCAGCAUGAGCAGCCUCCUGAAGGGCUCCCCGGUGCCCUCCUCCCACCCUGAUGUCAUCUCCAGUGCUGUGGAAGACACAGGGACCAAGCCUUCACUUUGCAGCUUGGACCAGAGUGAGACAGAAGCCCGAGCCGUGAGGGACGAGGCGGAGCACAUUAGCAUGCACCAACAAAUCACCAGGGAGCUGAAGAAGGUGUUUGACCGCGUGAAGGACAGUGUGAGGGAGGAAUACAAGCAUGAUGCCCUCAGACCCCUCACCCCAAGGGACCACCCCAUUGCCCUGGCCACAAGAGAGGAGUUGGAGGAUGAAGUGAACCAGCUGCGGGAGGAGAGGCAGCAGUUGUCGCACCGCCUGCAGCAGCAACAGGAGGAGCUCAAACACCAGCUGGAGAAGAAGGAGUUUGAGUGUGAGGACCUGCUGAAGAAAGUUGUCAGGGUGGAGGAACAGCUCAGGAAAGUCACAUCCCACCUAGAACCCAUCUCCUCACCCCCACCCAGCCCCACCGGCACCCCCCACACCUCCACCCCCGUGAAGAACAACCACAACCCUGCCAAAGAUAAAUGUGUGCGCUGCAUGGACACACAGGGCCAGCUGGCAGUGGCUCUGGAGGAGCUGGAGAUGGCACUGCGGCGGGAGGAGCAGGAGCGGGCAGAGCGAGUGGCAGCCCAGGCCCUUCUUGAUACCAGACAAUGUGCCUCAAGUGAAUGUGACUCAGCGCCAGAGACGACCACCACCACCACGACUUACCCAGCAUCUUCUGUUUUGGUGGCAUCCUCAGAGCAGGGCAGGGCUUAUGUGUUGGAGGGAAGGUACAGGGAGGUGGAGGAGCAGGUGGCUGGGCUCAAACUUGAGAUCUUUAAGCUGUGUCGGGAAGCUGCGCGCUCUGUACAGGAUGGGUGUGAGGCAGUGCCAUGGGGCGAGAGGUGCCGUGCUCUACUGCAGAAGAUCCAGAGGAGACGGCAGGUCCUGGCACCCCGCCCCCAGACACCUCCUCCUUCAGAGGACAGCAGGGAGGAGGAGCAGCAAUCUCAGCAGGAGGAGACCAAGCCAGAAGAGGAAUCUGCCUCCCUUCAGCCCUCCAAGGAUCUCCUGCAGAGGCUGGAGGAGGAGGUGCAAGGGCUUGAGGAGGAUCUGGUGAGGGAACGAGAUGGCCUUGAGAAGACCCGUGCCUCCCUGAUGGAGAAGAACACAAAGUUGGAGCAGGAUCUUGAGUUACUACGCAUGGAGUUUGACAAGAGUGAGGACUACUGGACCCUGAAGCUACAAGAGGAACAAGACUACUAUGAAGAGGAACGUCGCCUCUACGAUGACAAGUUCUCAGCGCUGGAGAGAAAGAUCAGAGAAUAUGAGGAGCUGGUGCUGGCAGGCGGUGGUGGUGCAGGAGGCGGACGAGAUGCUUCUGAGGAGUCUGACCGUCUGUCCACCAUUGAUGAGAGUGUGGUGUGGGAGAAGCAGGUGACCGAGCUGGAGGAGGAGGUGGCCCAGCUGAGGGGACAACUGGAGGAUUUGAGGCAAGAAAAACUGUCAAUGGAGAGUCAGGUGGAGGCGCGAGUAGUGGAGGAGAGGCAGCGAGCGAGCCAGGAGAGAGCCGUCCUGCAGGAACAGGUCGUCUCUCUUGCCUCACAGCUGCAGCAGACACAGCAGCAGCUCUCCUCUGUGGUGGAGAAAGGGGAGGACAUGAAGAGGGAGGCAGACCAGCGCAUUCAGCAGCUCCUCAGUCAGCAGCAGCAGUCGUGUGAGCACCUGCAGGUCGGGUCAGCUCAGGUCAAUGGCCACUUGCAAGAGGGAGGAAGAAGCCCACAACCGGAAUUUGGCAGUGUGGGGGAGGAGACCAUCAAGGUGAGUCUCCGGACCCAGCUGAGACAGUGCCAGGACCGCCUUAAGUUCCUGGAGGCGGCACUGCGGCAUCAUCAUGUCCAUGCCCACCACAUUCUUACAGUGACACGAGCACAACAUGCAGCUGAGGUACAGAAUCUGGAGAGUAUGAUGGCAGCCACACAACAGAUGCUUGGUCAGCACAUUGCUAAGUACAAGGACCAGCUGAGCAAGGCCAGCCGCAGUGACUCCCUGGUCAAGGAGCUCUACCUAGAAAAUGCCCAGCUCAUGCGUGCUCUGCAGGUCACAGAGGGCCGGCAAAAAAUGGCCGAGGAGAACAGUCGGAAGUUACAGCUUUCAGCUGCUCUUUCAACCCUGUCUUAGGCUACAGCACCACCAUCACAACAGUUCUCACAAAAUCAUGUUUCCUGAGCAUUCGCAAUAAAGUCCAAAUGCAAGGGACUAAAUGUCACAACUCUUGCAGGAUUCCAUCACACAGACCUACUCAACUCAUUUCAAGCCAUAAGUUACCCAUCAAAACAUUCCUCCACCACAAACACAUGUAUUUCUGCCAUAAGUGACCUAGAUCACUUCCUUCCACGCCAUUUCCUUUGUGGCCGAGGACUGGCUUCUCUGCCAUACGUGUCUAGACUAGAUGCUUUCCUGCCAUACAAGGCUCAAACACCCCUGCCAUAGAAAGCUAGCCAUGCCAUAAAGGACCUUGCACACAUCAUGCAAAACUACACAUCACACAUUCAUUUACUUCACAAAACAUUUGUGUCAUAAGGAACCAUAAGUUUUGUCCCCAUUUUUACACAAUUUUCCUAAUUUAUUUUGAGUUCCACUCACACUUCAUCCUUUCAGUAUUUAUCCCUUAGCCAUUCACUCAGCGGGUGCCGGCAGCCCUUGCUUGCUGUUUAGCCAGUGCCUGACUCAUGGUGACCUGAUAUUUUUAUAUUGUUAGAGACAUCUAGAUUUCCAGCCACACAAUUCGCAAAGCUUAUUUUAGAUAGACAGCUGAAGUGUUUCUCUCUUGCAGCUUAUUUUUGGAAUCCUUCAAGUGGACAGAAAACCAUUCAAAAUCAUGACAGAGCUAACACAUCAUAGCUGGACGUACCUAGGCUCAAUGGUGCAUAUAUACAUUUUAGAUAGGAUUCAUUGGGAGUGUUUGGGAAAACUCAUGUCUGCCAAGAUGCAUGUAAGAGGCAAUAACAAUUUUUAGGUUCAUAUAGAGGAGGCCUUGGUAACCUGUGCUGUUGUGGUUUGUGUAGAAUAAGGAAGGCAUUAUUAAGGUUAUCAUACAGAUAGAUGUGCAGUAUAAUCAGGAAUGGAUGCUGUACUACUAAUGAACUAGAAGAAACUAUAGUGAUGUGUGUGGGUUGUGUUAAGGCUCUAGUGGGGCAGCUGAAGGAAAAACAUGUUAGUGAAGGAAGGAAUUAACUUGCAUAGAACUACUGAAGGAAUAUAAGUAGAUCAGUAUCCAUCUACAAAGCACACUGCACAAGAUUUGCACCUCAGCAUUUACACAGCUUGUGAUGGAUGCUUCAACACUACUUCCUCUCUCCUACAACCCAUCCACAGACAAAUGAGGCUUUACUGCAGUUUUAUGUUACAUGGUCCUAAAUGUUACAGUGUUAAUCACAUGCAUACUACACAUUCAGAACAUCAGCAGCCAAAAAUCAUUGUAGGUGUAUGCAACUUAAUUGUCUCCAAGUAUCCCAUUACUUCCUCCUUCAUACACAAGACCUUCCCACCUCCACUCAAGUCACACCCAUCCUGUCACUCCAUUUACACUUGGCCUCACCACCACCUGCAGUGAAUGUGUAUGUUGGUCUAGUCGUGCUCGCAGACAAAUUCAUGUGCCUCCAAACCACUCUCAAACAACUUCAUGCUCCACCAAGUUGCCAGAGUGAAAUGUGUGUGUGAUUCUGUGUCAUAGUACCAAAGAUGGUAUUUAGUGUAAUAAUGUGUGCAUGCGAGAGUCUGGUUGAGUAAGUGCCAUACUGAGGGAGUGUUACUGUGAUGCCAUGUGUAGGCUGCAAGCUGUCUGGCAAUCUCUCCUUCCCUCUCCCCAGGGCAUUGUUCAGCCUUUAUUUUAUUUACUUGAAUGAAAGAUAGAGUUCAAAACUUUUCUUUUAGCAAGUGUGAAUUUUAAUUUAGUGGAAAUAGUUUCCUAUCAAUUAAAUCUUCCAGUAAUAUAACAACUCCCCUUAGUAUUCAAAUUUUGAGUAUUCAAAUUUUGCUCCUUUGAAAGUAGUUAGUUGUCACUACUACAAUUGACGACAAAUUCAAGUGAUUGUCAAAUCAUGAAAAGUAUACAUUUUUCUGUGUUUUGCAAUAUACGAGCUGAAUAUUUCAUUGAUGGGUAAACUACUAUAGAGUUAAGAAAAUAAAGAUAUAUGUAGAGUCUAUUAUUUGUAAAUACAAACUGGCAGAUGCCAUGCCUAACUUUUGUGUAACUGUAUCUAUGAAGAUACCAUGUAUCAAUAUUCAUACACAAAACUAUCUGGUCUGUAUUCAGAGGGUUACCAAUACAAGGACAGGCUGACUGGGCUGAGGGCAGUGCUACACUGUUCACUGUUUACACACAAAUGCACAUACACACAAAUACUGAAAAACUAAACAAUAAAGUUUCCUCAUUUAA
Messenger RNA from Scylla paramamosain (green mud crab), 6424 nucleotides. Its product is annotated as ninein-like protein. Gene Ontology annotation, cellular component: centrosome. Lineage: Eukaryota; Metazoa; Arthropoda; Malacostraca; Decapoda; Portunidae. The coding region runs from base 16 to 4164 and encodes 1382 amino acids. The record is from RefSeq and is a predicted model, not a curated record. Gene Ontology annotation, biological process: microtubule anchoring at centrosome. Gene Ontology annotation, molecular function: calcium ion binding. The transcript has 31 exons.